CGUCUGUUAUCGUGUUUGUUUUACAUGAUUUCUCUUAACAGAUGACUUACAUUUCUGUGAUUAACAGAGUCAGACUCGGAUGAUGAUAUAGCAUACCUCGAUGAUGAUAAUGGCUGCUGUGCUUCUCUCAUGGCAAAGAUGAUGGCGAACAGCUUCUGUGACCAGUUGUGUCAGCUGAAUCAUACAAUGAGAAAGAACUGCCGUGUGGCCGUUAAGACCACAAACUUCUACUGGUUGGUGCUUCUGCUGGUGUUUCUCAACACAGUGGCCAGCGCCUCCGAGCACUAUGGGCAACCUAAGUGGCUCACAGAAAUGCAGGAGCGAGCCAACAAGAUCCUGCUGCUGCUCUUCACUCUGGAGAUGUUGAUGAAGAUGUACGCCUUCGGCCUGCAGAUCUAUUUCAUGGCGCUGUUCAACCGCUUUGAUUGCUUCGUGGUGUGCGGCGGCAUCCUGGAGACGCUGCUUGUAGAGAUGGAAGUCAUCCCGCCCAUUGGCAUCUCUGUGCUGCGCUGCAUCCGACUGCUCAGGAUAUUCAAGAUGACCCGGCACUGGGCUGCUUUAUCCGACCUGGUCAACUCGCUGCUCAACUCCAUGAAAGCUAUCUGCUCCCUGCUGCUCCUGCUCUUCCUCUUCCUCAUCAUCUUCGCCUUGCUGGGCAUGCAGUUGUUUGGAGGCAAAUUCAACUUUGACGAGACUCAGAUGAAGAGAAGUACUUUUGACUCCUUCCCUCAGGCUCUGCUCACUUGUUUCCAGAUCCUCACUGGAGAGGACUGGAACGCCGUGAUGUAUGACGGCAUUAUGGCAUAUGGCGGACCAAUCUUCCCCAAUAUGGUGGUGUGCAUUUACUUCGUCAUCCUCUUCGUCUGUGGUAACUACAUCCUGCUCAAUGUCUUCUUGGCUAUCGCCGUGGACAACUUGGCAGGAGGCGGCGGGAAAUCCAAAGUCGAGGAGAAAAAGGAAGAGGAAGAAGAGUGGGAUGAGGAUGAAGAGAAAGAAGAUGAAGAUGCAGGGAACGAUGAAGAUGACUGGCAGGAAAACGAGGAGCUGAGGGCCAUCGAGGGGCUGGAGGGAGUCGCUCCAUUAAAGCCUGAGUUCUCAGGGCCCAAAGAGAAGAUCGUCCCGAUCCCUGACGGAAGCUCCUUCUUCAUUCUUGGAAAGAAAAACUGUUUGCGAGUCGCCUGCCACAACCUCAUCCAUCACCCGUACUUCACCAACUUCAUUCUCAUCUUCAUCAUCCUCAGUAGUAUUUCCCUGGCUGCUGAGGAUCCAAUCAAAUCCCACUCAUUCAGGAACAUCGUGCUCGGUUAUGCAGAUUAUGUUUUCACUUCAGUUUUCACAGUGGAGAUUGUACUAAAGAUGACAGUCUACGGAGCUUUUCUGCACACCGGCUCCUUCUGCAGAAACGCUUUCAACCUUCUUGACCUGCUGGUUGUCAGCGUGUCGCUCACGUCUUUCUUUUUACAUUCAAGUGCAAUCUCUGUGGUCAAGAUUCUCAGAGUGCUGCGAGUGCUCAGGCCUCUUCGAGCCAUUAACAGAGCCAAAGGACUGAAGAAUGUGGUGCAGUGUGUGUUUGUGGCGAUCCGCACCAUCGGCAACAUCUUAAUUGUCACAACACUCCUUCAGUUCAUGUUUGCCUGUAUUGGAGUGCAGCUCUUCAAGGGCAGAUUCUACAGCUGCACAGAUGAAGCCAAACACACCCCUGUGGAGUGCAAGGGGACAUUCGUGGUCUAUAAAGACGGAGAUAUGAACCACCCCAUGGUGAGAGAGAGGAUUUGGGAAAACAGUGAUUUCAACUUUGACAACGUGCUGAUGGGCAUGCUGGCUUUAUUCACUGUGUCAACAUUUGAAGGCUGGCCGCAGCUUCUUUAUCGGGCCGUGGACGCCAACGCCAUCAACCGUGGUCCCAUUUACAACUACCGAGUCGAAAUCUCCAUCUUUUUCAUCAUCUACAUCAUCAUCAUCGCCUUCUUCAUGAUGAACAUAUUUGUGGGUUUUGUCAUCAUCACAUUUCGAGAGCAAGGAGAGGCCGAAUUCAAAAAUUGUGAACUCAACAAAAAUCAGCGUCAGUGUGUGUACUACGCCCUGAAAGCUCAGCCUAUAAAGAUCUACAUCCCUAAAAACCCGUCGCAGCUCAAAUUCUGGAAAAUUAUCAACUCCAGCCAGUUUGAAUACGUCAUGUUUGUGCUGAUUCUGGGAAACACUCUCACUCUGGCUGUUCAGCAUUAUGAGCAGUCUAAACUCUUCACCUCCAUCAUGGACAUCCUCAACAUGAUCUUCACUGUCGUUUUCACCAUAGAGAUGAUCAUCAAGUUACUGGCUCUGCGGGCUCAUCACUACUUCAUCGAUCCAUGGAAUUCAUUUGACGCCUUGAUUGUUGUGGGGAGCGUGUUGGAUAUCGCAGUCUCUGAGUUCAGCGGAGGAGGCGGCCACGGAGAGGGUGGAGGUAAAGGAGAGAGUGGUAAAGUGUCCAUCACAUUCUUCCGUUUAUUCCGAGUCCUGCGGUUGGUGAAGCUACUCAGCAAAGGAGAGGGCAUCCGAACACUCCUCUGGACUUUUGUCAAGUCACUCCAGGCCCUGCCGUACGUUGGUCUGCUCAUCGCCAUGAUCUUCUUCAUCUAUGCUGUGAUCGGCAUGCAGACAUUUGGGAAAGUGGCCAUCGAUGACGACACACAUAUUAACAGAAACUGCAACUUCCAGACUUUCUUCAUGGCUGUUCUGGUGCUCUUCAGGUGUGCCACUGGGGAGCAAUGGCAGGAGAUUAUGUUGGCAGCUCUGCCCGGUAGACGCUGUGACCCAGAAGCCGACACUGAGCCUGGUGAAGAGUUCACCUGCGGUAGCAACUUGUCCUACAUCUACUUCAUCAGCUUCUUCAUGCUCUGUGCUUACCUGAUUAUCAACUUGUUCAUCGCCGUCAUCAUGGACAACUUUGAAUACCUGACACGAGACUGGACUGUGCUCGGCACGCACCACCUGGACGAGUUCAAGAGAGUUUGGUCGGACUACGAUCCAGAGGCCACUGGUCGUAUAAAACACAUCGAUGUCGUCACUAUGCUGCGCAGGAUUCAGCCACCUCUUGGUUUUGGAAAACUGUGUCCUCAUCGUGUUGCUUGCAAGCGUCUGGUUGCUAUGAACGUCCCACUGCACGCUGACGGGACAGUCACCUUCAGUGCUACUCUGUUUGCUCUUGUCCGAACUUCACUCAAGAUCAAGACUGAAGGUCCCAUCGACCAGCAGAAUGAGGAGCUGAAGCUGAUCAUUAAGAAGCUCUGGAAGCGCACCAAGCCCAAGCUCAUUGAUGAAGUCAUUCCUCCCCCUAGAGGGGAUGAGGUGACGUGUGGGAAGUUUUAUGCCAGUUUCUUGAUUCAGGACUAUUUUAAAAAGUUCCGCAAGAGGAAGGAGAGGGAGAGGAAAUCAAAAAGGAAGGACAAGGCGGCUUCUCUGCAGCAAGGGCUGCGGACGCUGCAGGACCUGGCUCCAGAGAUGCGUCUGGCAAUGGCCUGUGACCUGGAAGAAGAGGAGGGUGCCGACGGAGAGAUGACCGGCGAUGAAAUAUUCGACAGCGAGCCUGGAACUUCGGUGACAACCACGCCUGCCACAACGCCAUUGCCACCUAUAGACACGCUGGUAGAGCAGGUGACUGUGUUCAUGGAACCUGAGCCCAAGAUAGCCAACGGGGGCGUGAUUACAGAGCAGGUGACGGGCCUGCAGGAGCACCAGAGACCAGGAUCGGAGCUGGCGGGAGUCAGCGUUGUCACAGAGCAGCCUGUGAAGUCUAAUCCCCUGCCUGUCAGGGUGGACUCCAUCAGUGAGUUGCCUCCUCCUCCUCCUUCUCCUCUGCCUCCUCCAGAAAUACCACAGGUUGUAGUUGAAGAACCAGUUGUGGAGCCUACAGUCGAAGUAGUUGAGCAGGUUUACAGCAUUGAAGGAGACGCUGCAAGUCUGGCAUCAGUAGACGGGUACGUGUAUCCAGAACCCGUCUCUCCUGAGCCAACUGAGACUGGCUACAACAGUCAGAGUCUGGAUAGAGCAGACAGCAGCUUCGGGGAAAUACCCUACGAUACCCAUCGAGCCAACGGCUUUGAUAGCAACGAUUAUAAUGGCACCAACAUGAAUGGAGAGAGUGUUACUGCGAGCCCCACUCCCUAUGCCACAAAUGGAUAUAAUGGGAAUGGAUACACAGGCUACAAUGACAACGGCAGUGUCAUAAGCGCCAAUGGAAACGGAAGUACGAUGAACGGCAAUGAGAACGGCAGCACGUUCAACGGUUUCAAUGGGAAUGGAUACAAUGGAAGUGAGAACAGCGCACAGUUUGUCAGGAGACGACUGCUUCCUCCCAUACCAAGAGGUCGUAAGCCGUCCUUUAACUUACAGUGUCUGAAACCACAGAGCAGUGUGGACAACCUCCCCAUCCCAGGGAACUACCGUGGGAACACAUCCCCAACUAGAUCCCGUCUACAGACCCAGCACAGUCUGGACUCUCGGCCCAGCAGCGUGUCCUCGAUGUCAUCUGCCUCCUGGGCAAAUACUGCAGCAGCUGGCACCACUCCUCUUCCAGGAAUAGUCGCCCCCUCAGGACGCAGGGGCAAGCUCAUCUACACCCCUAUGAUCCUGGUGGACGAGGCCAGCGGCACCACCCAGCCGCUGUGGAGCGACGGCUCUGCCAGCCUCCCUGCAGGAAACAGGGCACCUGGAUGGUAUCCCGGUCAGACGAGGACCUUCACCAGUGUGAGGAUGCCGCCGGUCACCCAAGGCCUCAUAGAUAAAGGCAGCGCAGACAGUCUGGUUGAGUCGAUCUUGAUCUCCGAGGGUCUGGGGAUGUACGCCAGGGACCCUAAGUUUGUGAGCUUCGCCAAGCGGGAGAUCGCCGAAGCCUGUCACAUGAGCCUGGACGACAUGGAGAGCGCUGCGGCUGACCUCAUAGCUCGCGGAGCCAGCCAGUCGAUUUCUCGCAUUGAGGACGAGCUGGCCGAUGAAAUGAACUGCGUGAUUUCUUACUGAGAUCAGCACAAGUGAAAUAAACUGUGUGAGAAAGUGAGGUGUGAGGAAAUGUGUGUGUUUAAAUCUGGAGAAAAGAGAAAGUGGACUGGAUGACAUGAGAACGAUCUGAGACAGUUUUGUCUACUUUGUCAAAUGCUGUGUCGGUGAGAUUUACUUUUAAUAAUAGAUGCCAAAACGGACACUGAUUAUAAGAGCACAUGUCAGUAUGUGGCAGGACUCAACAACACCUCCUAUGAACACUUUGACUGCAGUGUUCUGCAGACGAGCCCACUGAAUGUGACAGGAAACUGUGACUCUUAGCGUCACUACGACAAAGGACCAUAUUUUUUGCAUUGUAUUCUUAUUUUGUACUUGAAUUGUUGUCACUUUAUACACCUGUAUAAACUUUAAAAUAGAAAAUAUGAUACUAUUAGAUCAAUAAAACAUUUAUAAUGAUUUAUAUGUGAGU
Epinephelus fuscoguttatus (brown-marbled grouper) is the source of this 5446-nucleotide messenger RNA. It is a transcript of the gene cacna1fa, whose product is annotated as calcium channel, voltage-dependent, L type, alpha 1F subunit a. The record is from RefSeq and is a predicted model, not a curated record. Gene Ontology annotation, molecular function: high voltage-gated calcium channel activity. Lineage: Eukaryota; Metazoa; Chordata; Actinopteri; Perciformes; Serranidae. Gene Ontology annotation, cellular component: membrane; voltage-gated calcium channel complex. Gene Ontology annotation, biological process: calcium ion import across plasma membrane. The transcript is spliced from 37 exons. The coding region runs from base 130 to 4998 and encodes 1622 amino acids.